Messenger RNA from Oncorhynchus kisutch (coho salmon), 1172 nucleotides. RefSeq names its product homeobox protein Hox-B3a-like. The record is from RefSeq and is a predicted model, not a curated record. Gene Ontology annotation, biological process: regulation of transcription by RNA polymerase II; anterior/posterior pattern specification; embryonic skeletal system morphogenesis. Gene Ontology annotation, molecular function: DNA-binding transcription factor activity, RNA polymerase II-specific; RNA polymerase II cis-regulatory region sequence-specific DNA binding. Gene Ontology annotation, cellular component: nucleus. NCBI's taxonomy places the organism in Eukaryota, Metazoa, Chordata, Actinopteri, Salmoniformes, Salmonidae. The transcript is spliced from 2 exons. Bases 87 to 1043 code for a protein of 318 amino acids.
CAACCAAGAGGUCAUUGGAAGGAAACUGUCACGUGACUUCUGGGUGCCAAUGUUCCUUCAGAAGGUCAAAAGGGCCCCAGUAGCUGAUGAGACAUUUCUUGACAAUGCAGAGAAAUACCUACCAAGACGCCAUAGCAAUAUUUGGAGAGUCCCCAUACCAAGGUGCCAGUGGAUUUGGAUACAAUCAUGACGCACCAGCCCACCAGCCCUUGGCCUACCUGGAGAGCCAGGUCAACUUGAAGGAGUUGGAUUGUUCAUCGCAGUCAAAUGGCAACAGCAAAUCACAGCACCCAAAAGAGAUUGACCCUAACUCAAAUUCUACCUUCACCAAAAGCAUAUUCCCGUGGAUGAAGAAGUCGACAAUUCAGAACUGUAUAAAGAACAACGGAGACAAUCCCUUAGAAGUUAAUGAACUAUUUGGUGACGAGGAAAGCCCAACAACUGCAGUCUCCAAAAGGGCGCGCACCGCAUACACAAGCGCCCAGUUGGUUGAGCUCGAGAAGGAGUUCCACUUCAAUCGUUACCUUUGCCGCCCCAGGCGCGUGGAGAUGGCUGGCCAACUCAGUCUAAAGGAGAGGCAGAUCAAGAUUUGGUUUCAAAAUCGGAGAAUGAAGUGCAAGAAAGAUGGAAAGUUUAAAGGACUGUGCUCCUCUUUAGGUAGCCCUGGAACUCUUACCAAUCUAGGUUAUUUUAAUGCAAUGGGGGAGGAUUAUGACAUUGUUUCCCCGCCAUAUUUAAAGCAUCAACAAAACAAUUAUGUCAGUGCAUCAGUCUACCCAAACUCAAUGAAAGGGCAACAGAAAUAUGCCACAACCCCAGAAUAUGCUCCUUGCAGUAUGCAGGACAAUGAUAGUACUUUUUCCAUUCAUUAUGCUCAAGCUGACCCUGUUCAUGUUGAUGUGAACUUGCCAUUCACUGCAUGCGGGAUAAGUAAUCAGUGUAAUCAGACUGCACAGAUGACGUCAAGCCAACACCAUCCUAAACCUACACUAUAUGAUCCAAACACAACAUACAUAUUGGGGCAUCAUUCUUCUCAAGAAUGAAUCAAGCAAGCUCCUAAACUGACUCAUUUAUAGCAUAUGUAGUCAAAAUGUCACUUGACCAUAAUCAGAUCCUUAGUGGACCGAAUCCAAAGUUCAGGCCUGCACACAUUUAAAAAAAAAAAAAAAAAA